CGCCGCCGUCUCCGUCGCCGUCGCCGCAGACAGACUUGCUCGCUAGCUCUGUCCGCGCCUCUAUGCAAAUAGCAUGUGCGACUGGCGGGCGAGCGGGCGGGGCAUCUCUGUUCCUUGAGAGAAGAAGAGCAGCGAAGCUGCGACAACGACCGAGAAAGGAGCACCCCAGAUAAGACUCUGUUCUGAGUGAGCCACCCUGUCUGGAAGCACAAUACGCCGUGCCAAUGAUGGCAUCGGGAUCAGAGCAGGACCCAGCUGCAGCUUCACUGGUUACAAUGGAUGACCUAUCCAGUGUGGGAUCCCUCCAGUCAGAUGCUGCUAAGGGAUCCGCUCCAGCAAAGCGUCCAAGGCCCAGCGUUCUUCCCAAGCCACAUCCCCUUAGUGUGGCGGCCAUUCUUAGUGGUGGGGUAACACGACAAAAAAGCACCUCUCCCACCCAGCAUUCACCUUUGUCCCCCGAGGUGCCCUCGGCGCAAAGGAUCCAUUCCCUGGCUGGUCCCAGGCCUUAUGGGUUUUCAAUGGGAGCUGGAGCACAUCGGAGAUCUUUUACUCGCAGCAGCAGCCUGAAGAGCCCCGGAUCUGGACCCACUUUCAGCCAUUUCCAAUUAAAUGACAGUAAUAACAACAACAACAACAACAACAAUAAUAACAAUGGAACAGAAAAACUGCAGAAACAAGACCGGGAGCAUCGCCCAGGCAACGAUCCAACAUUGUUGACCAAAUACACAGAGCCGAUUCUGGGCAGAAGUCCAGUGGUCCAGAUGGCCGGAGGAAUUGGAGUUGAAACAGGGGCAGAAGAACAUGGAGCUGCAUUUUGCUUCAAAUCCCAACUGUAUCCUACACAUGAAGGUGCCAAAGGAGUUCCACACCAGAGUGAGGAAUCUUCUGAAAAUGAUGUGUCAGAAAUCGAUGCUCCAGAGCUAAAUGGUGGCUCACCACAAGAUGGAGGCAGUAAGAAAGUCCUGUUCCACAUCAGAUCCUUGCCCAUCAACCAGGGCAAACAGUUUCCUUGCGUCACCGUAGAUCAGAUCUUGGCCCGGAUGGAGGAGAAGCAGAAUGAGAACAAGAGGCAAAAAGAGGCGGCAUCCAAAGCAGAGUCAUCUAUGACACCCUGGGGAUUAAAGUACAGGGGCAUCGGGGGGUUGACGUCUCCCAAAAUACUAGGCGCGGCCCCCUUCACUUUUCUGAAGAGCAAGAAAGAGGAACACGAAGGAGACCUGCCCAGCGUGACCACAUUGGAGAGCUGCCCAGAGAUAGCAGAACGCUUAGUGGAGAAAGCGCCCACCAGUACAGAGUUCUUAAAGUUCCCCGCCAACCUGGAUGAGCCCGUCCCGACCAGUCCAUCACAGGCUAAAAGAGCUGAGGCAGACGUCCCGGGUAGAAGCUCACUGAACGGUGGUGGGUUUCUUCUCACACCACCUGCACAGAAUCCAGAUAUAUCACCUUUGGUUGAACAAGAUGUUCUAUCAAUAUCAGCAAAUCAAGAGAUGCGCUCUGGAGAUGAAGCACCUCAAAUCCAAGACCAAGCAAAGCCUGUGGAUGCUAAAGGCUCUGAGUUCACUUUGACUUUCAGUGAGAAACGGACAUCUUGUACUACCAAAGAACAUAAACCUUUUCCAGUCAAAGAACAGACUAAUCCAGAAAGCCAUGAGAAUUGUACUGUGGUGCUGAAAGAAGAACCUAUAUCAAAAGUUGCACCUGCUGAACAUGAAGGGGUUCAGAGUGAAGAAGAAUUGGAACGCAAAGAUGGUGAUAGGGAGAAAGAAGAGGAGGAGGAGGAGUAUGUUCAAAAAGAUGGGCACAUUAAAGGAGAGCAGGAGGAGAUGGUGGAGGAGUAUGAUAAAAAAUAUGCAGAAGAUGGAUUUAUCUCCCAGCCAUUGACAGAGCUGAAGAAUGUUGACCAGAAAAACUUCCACCUCCCAGAUACUGUAAUAGGGAGUGACUCUGUAAUCAAAAGAAGGAGAGAAGAAAGUUCAGAAAUAGCGGCUGAAGUGGACAAAUCAGCAUUAGAGACCAUCGGCGGAGAGCAAACCAGUUUAACACAAAAUGGAACAAAAGGGUUUGAAGGUAUUAGCUCACAUGAUGGACUGUUUCAACGAUUUGAUACUGUCCAUCUUCCCAAGCCACAGCAUGUAAUUAGCCAGGAGCAGAGUCUUCCAGGAAUAAAAACCGAGGAUCUGCCUAUCAUGAGAGAGAAUGAGGGUCUUUUGAAUUUGGAACCUCUAGAUCAGAAAGAUCAUUAUUUGUCGGAAAUGCAGACAAUAAAUAAAACAGAAGCCAAACCUCUGGCCGAGGAUCAGGAGUCCUUGAUGGAUCCAAAAGCUUUUUUUCAAACUGAGGAUGAACACAUGCAGUUUUCAGAUGAGAAAAAGCUCCUCACUAUAGACACAGAAGAGCUUGACACUUUGGAUGUGCAGCCUCUGAAUCAGGGAGAUGUUCAAGUCCACUCUUCAGUCAUAGAGGAGCAAGACUUUGUGGGCACAAGGAUCUGUGAUCAGAAGGAAGUGCAGUCUUCUGUCUUACGGGAAGAUAGUUUUCAGAGUAUGGAGCUCCUUGAGCAGAAGAUGGCUCAGUCUCCGGUGACAAGCGAUCAAAGUUUUGGAGAUUUUGAAGCUCUCAAUGAUAGGAAGGCUCAGUCUUCCAUUUUAGAGAAUAAAGGUUCAAUAAAUCUGGAACCUCAGCUGGAAAAUGAGAUUCAGUUACUAGCUGUAGAAAAGCAGAGUUUGGUGGACUUGGAUACGGUGAAUCAAAGGGAAUUUGAUGUUCCAGCCUCAUCUAAGCAGACGCUGUUGGACUUGGAAAGUGCAAAUCAGAAGAUGAUUCAGUCUGAUAGACUGAUAGAUUUGGUGUCCUUUGAUCAAAAUGAUUUUGACUCUAAUGUUACUGAGAAGCAAAGUUUAGCUGAUUUGGAACUUCUAGAUAAGAAACAAUCCCAUCCUCCAAUCACAGAGAAGCACACUUUGGUGAAUUUAGAGACUUUUCACCAGAUGAAAAGUCAACCGCUGGUAACAGAAACUAACAUUUCGGAGAGCCUGGAACCUCAGGAUCAGAUGAAGAGUCAAUCACCUGUUACAGAGAAGCCUGAAUCUCUGGUUCAAAAAGAAAUUAGCCUUCCAGCGUUAUCUCAUCAGAGCUUAAUUGACUUCGAACUCACAGAUCAGAAGUUUCCCUUCCAAGAAGAACGUAGUUGUGUUGAUAUGAAACCAAUUGAUCAAAACAAACUUCAUUCUACAAACACACAGAAGCUAAGCAUUUUGGAACUGGAAUCACUGGGUGAGGGAGAGAUUCGAGAUUUAGCACCCGAAAAACACAUUUUAAGCAACUCUGAGAAUUCAAUUAUAGAGCAGCAGAGUUUGUUAGACAUAGAAUGUGGAAACCAGAAAGUUACAGAGAAGCAUAACCUCUUGGACCUCUUGGAGCCUUUGGAUGCAACAGAAGUUCAGUCUCCAGUCAAAGAGCAUAAUUUGGUGGACUUUGAACAUGUGGAUCAAAAGGAGCAUCUGGUGAUGUUGGAGCCUCUGAAUCAAACAGUGUUUCAGGGUCCCAUUACGGAGGAGAGCCCCUUGCUGAAUCUUGGGAAUCUGGAACACAGCAACAUCCAAUCUCCAUUCAAAGAGAUUGAAUCCAAUUUGGUUCAACUGGAUGAUACCAAACUAAAACAGUUGGAUACUCUAGACAGUGAGCCUCUGGGACAGACCGAUUUUCAGGCAGAUAAGCGUAGUUUGAUGGACUUGGAGAUUCUGGAACCAAUGAAAAUUCAGCCUCGGGUCAGUAAUGCCCAGAGAUGGGUGGACUUGGAGCCUGCGAAUCACACACAUUCCCCAUCUCAAAUGAGAGGAAAAGAUCAUUUAGAGGACAUUGAACAUCAGGAUCAUAUGAAGGUUCAGUUUCCAGUUGUAGACAAUGGCAUUUUGGUGGAAUUAGAGGACCAGGGUGAGGAUGUUGAUCAACUCUCAUUCAUAAAGGAGCAGUGUUUAUUGGAUGUGAAAGCUGUAGAUGAGAAAUAUGACUCUGUAGUGGAAGAGAAGAAAAGUCCGAGGGAGCAGAAUGUUGAAAGUUUAACAGAAAGCAAGCACCAUCUUCAAACAGAAUUUCAGUCUAUUGUCAAGGAAGAAUCUGGAGAGGUCAACCAAAAGGAAAGCUUAUUUGUAAGUAUAGAUGAAGGAGCUGAGGAGGUUAGGGAUGGGAGUCCAUCUGAAUGCUGUACCGAUGUGGACCUUCAGUUUGCCACUCUGGGGCAGAAGGUUAAAGAUUUAAAUGAGGAAGGGCUGAGGUUGAGCGCAGAGAGUUUUUCAGAUCCUGACAUUAAACCCAAUACUCUGAACCGCAUCCUUAUCUCAGAAGAAACAUCAGUACAUGACUCAAGCCAUGUGUCACCUCUGGAUGUUCAAGAAACAGACCUGUAUCAUCCAGGUCAGAAAAUGGCUUUAGAAUCAGAUGGCAGGAGGGAGUCAGACCAGAACCCCAUCCUUUCAAAUACAGUUGUAGGACUACAAAGGGAUCUGGAUAGUAGAGCUGUCGCAGGAGAGAGCAAUCUUGGUAAUGACGUGACAAAUGGCAUAAGAGAUGUUUUUGGGGAAAAAACCUUGGAGAAUGUGAGAGAUUCCAAUUUUGGUAGCACAUUUGGAAGUCAGCAGAACAAUGAAGAUAAAUACAUGGAUGUAGAACUUAUGGAUGAGAACUGCAUGGACAGAGAAAUUUCUACUCCAUCUUCUGUUAUGAGUACAUUAAGAGAUACACAUGGCAUUGUAGGAGAGGCUCACCCUAAACUAUCUGAAGGACCUAGUGACAUAGAUUUCGAGCACCGUUUAAUGGAAGAGAGUGGCAUGAAAACUCCAGAGGAAGAAGCAGAAGUGAAGAGUACCAAUCAAGAAUCAGGGAUAGAAGUCUUACAGAAUUCCCAGAGUGGACCUUUACUUUCCGAGCAAGAUACCUAUUACUAUACCCCACAAAAGUUGGUCAAAGAAGUGGCAGAUCCACCAGUGGACAUUGGUACAAGUGUAGCUGUUUGUAGUCUGGAUAAGCCAACACAAGAACUCGAGAACAAAGAGGUGGAGGAGGCAGAGGAGAGGAGGGAAUUGGAAGAGGAAGAAAAGGCUUCUAUUCAACAUCAGACUUCCUCGUCCAUCAAGCCACUCCUUGAAGAGCAAGCUGAGAAUAACAGGGAGAGCGCCAGUCCAGCUGUAGAAGCGAUGGUCCCUGACGGUCGAUGGACAGAGAUGGAGGUGCCGUCCAACACAAGUACUCCACCGGCCCCACCGCCUGCGUCAAGCAAGCCUAAGCAUUUCAGUUCAGGCAGUGACUCCUUGAACUUUGAUCCCGGUCUCAGUCCAAUCAAUCUAGUGGAUGAACUUUUUGUUGGGGAUGACUGGUCCCAGUUUCUACCUGAGAAAAAGGAGCCCGGAUCUGUUAAAAGCUGUCCUCCAGUGGCUGAAGAAGAAGAAGAAGAAGAAGAAGAAGAAGAAGAAGAAGAAGAAGAAGAGACUCUAGGCCCAGACACCACUGACCAAUCGUUCCAUGGCAUUCCUGAAUACGAAAUGAAGAGAAGCAGAAGUGGUAGCAGCUGCAGCAGCGAUCACCGCCAGUCAUUAGAAGUGGACGAGAGUGAGCAGAGCCCACUGGAGUACCAGGAGGGAACGAAACGAGAACCCUCUGAAAUGGAAGAGGAGAGAGAAGCCAACACAGAUGAUGAAGAAGGUGAGGAAGAAGAGAGAUCUUCUAUGGACCACAUCCCAGAUCCAGAGGCUGAUAAUAGUCAAUCUGAGACCCUGAUCGAAACAAUGGAGGACACCAGUCAUCUAGAAGAAGAAGAAGAAGAAAUACUCUCGCCAGUUAGCCCCGAUGCAGAAGUUACUCCUUCUCUUCCUCCUCUGGACUUUUCAUCAAUUGAGCGUUCAGAGAUCUUGGACAACUCUGUGUACAGAAAUCGAGCCAACCUGAACAGAAAACGGGGCCACCGGGCCCCAGUUCAAGUGCCGAGGAACUGCCGGGAAGAUCGAGAGGCGGAGAGCGAAAGCGACUGGAUGUUUCGAGAUUCCACUGAGCCUCGAGCAGCAGCUGAAGCUGCUCCCACCAAUAAUGACGAUGAGAAUGGCGAUGAAGAGGAUGGCCGGGAUGUAAAAUGUGCACGACUUGAGUCGUCACCGGUGAAAGGCAGUCCGGCCCGCUCACCCAUCUCUCCUGCAGGCCGGGUUCAGCUAUUCCCUGGAGUUGAUGCCGCCACGCUGCAGGAGAAGCUGAAAUUCCCCAAAAAGUCUGGGGAUGCUUGUGAUGCAGCAUCUGGUGAAACAGCCGGGGCCAGUGAGGAGGAUGCACUAUCGCCUUCCAAAACAUCCCCGGGUGGUAAAACCAAAUUAGGAAAGUUUCCAGGCUUCAGUAAGGACAUUUUCAAGAGAGUGCUGCCGAAAAAGGCUGCCAAGACAGAGGGAGCUGAGACUGCAGCAUCCAACUGGCUGCAAGUCUUGAAGAUGAAGAAGAAGAAUCCUAAAUAAAACAGAUCAGGGGCUGCAUCCUGCUUGCUAAAGAUGAGCCUAAACCUGGUCAUUCAGAUGCAGUUUUGCGCAGAGGGGGGCCAGCGCCAGAGCCAGCGUCGAUUUUCAACUCACUUUAUUCAUUUCCAGCUUGAGUGACUGGCCGUUGGGGGGCACGUGAAGCUGCAGACGGGUACACAGAAACUCAAUCUGCUUGACUUGCCACCCAGGGAAACACCUUGGACCUACUUUGUUUUUUUUUUUUUUUUUUUUUUUUUUUUUUUUUUAUAAUUUGAUGCAAUUGAGAGAGAAACAAUAUUAUGAAUAGGAGAAAAUGCAUUGAAAGAGGGCUGCGCUUCAUGAUGAGAUAUGACAAGCGGGCACUUGACACGAGGGUGGCUGAGGACGCUUUUUAUAACAUUUUGAUCCUAAGCUUCUGACUUUGCAGUUUGCUAUGUAUAUUCACAUGUAUUCAGCUCACUUAUUUUUUUUUUUUUUGCAAAUAUGAUGCUAUACCGCCAAAGUGACCAAAGCACGUAUGUCAAUAAAUGAAUGUGCACAUCUGCUGAACUGGGUGACUCCCAUUCAGGAAAUGAAUGUAAAUGUUUAUGUAUAUAUUUGUGAUAAGGGGGGAGGAAUAAACAAGCACUGAUAAGUUUUCCGGACAAAUCUAGAAAUAAGAUGGUUAAAGUCACUUCCAAACGUUAUUUUCCGCCAUCCAUACCUUCUUCUCAGUGGUCAGUUUUCUUCCUCAGCCACAAUUGUCCCAAGGUGACUGAGGAGUUGUCUCCACUGACAUAACGCAGACGUUUUCUUUAUCCUUCCCGCUUGAUCGGUUAAGCUUUCCUUUGGUCUUAUUGCUGCAGAAUGAGCUCAGGCAUUGGUCUUUUAUUACAUAUGAACAUAAAAAAAUUGCCAGACGAGAGGUGACCCUUCAGUCCAUCAAGCCCGUCUGUUUCGCUAAUAGCUAAGCUGUCCCAACAUCUCAUCCAGAUUCUUCUUAAAGGUUGUCAAGGUUUCUGCUUCAACUCCAAGUCUUGGUAGUUUGUUCCAGAGUCCCACAAAUCCUUUUGUAAAGAAGUACUUCCUGACUUCAGUCCUAAAUGUUCCUCCCCUUAAUUUCCACCGAUGUCCUAGAGUUUGUGAAUCACCCUUAAGCUGAAAGAAUGUUGCUGAUCUAUUCUAUCAAUGCCUUUGAGGAUUCUCUGCUCGAGACUAAACAGGUUUAAUUCUCUGAAUUUGUCACAGUAGGACAUUUCUAAGUCCUGAGAUGCAUCUGGUUGCUCUCCACUGCACAGCUUCAAGUGCUGCUCUGUCUUACUUGUACCAUGGUGACCAGAACUGCACACAAUACUCCAGAGGUGGUCUUCAAUAACUUCAAAACAUGAUAUACCCCCCCUCCCCCCCCAAUUGCCCAAGGAUCCUAAUUGGGAGCCAUUAGGAAGGUUUAAGGAUGAGGCCUGUUAAAGCCUCUUCUCAUUGACUUGAUGGCUUCAUUCGUUCUUCCCCUCAUCCAUUAAUCUCAACCCAUUAAAUGGGGCUUCAACAAAACACUUAGCAUGUUGAUUGAAACUGUCAGCCUUGAAGUUCCGACCUUAAAGAAAUUGGACCCUCAAGGAUAUAUAUGGUAUCACAUGAUUCCUGUGGAUUAAUUCAUGGGCUUUGCUGUUAUCAAAUACUACAGUAUCUAAUGAAAUUGGCAGUCAGCUUCCAUUUUACUUGUGAUUAAACCCCUUUUAUUGUCAAUUGUGUCUUUGUUUUUUUGUAAUCUGGUGUUAAUAAAGAUGUAGACCACCAUGAAUGUCAAUCGCUAUCAAGCUCUUGGGCUCAAAUGAUGUUUAACAUGUCUGUGUUUAAAGCCUCCAUUUUAGAAACCUGUGCUAUCUGUUAGGAAACCUUCUUGGUUUUACAUGCUGUCCAUGUCCUCUGUGAUUGAACUCCUCCAGACUUCGAUGAUAUCUUUGGUAUUUGCAAUAAAACUGUUGGCCAUA
Messenger RNA from Erpetoichthys calabaricus (reedfish), 8461 nucleotides. RefSeq lists its product as uncharacterized. The coding region runs from base 225 to 6491 and encodes 2088 amino acids. Gene Ontology annotation, biological process: cellular response to ionizing radiation; double-strand break repair. The record is from RefSeq and is a predicted model, not a curated record. NCBI's taxonomy places the organism in Eukaryota, Metazoa, Chordata, Cladistia, Polypteriformes, Polypteridae. The transcript has 12 exons. Gene Ontology annotation, cellular component: nucleus; heterochromatin.